GACCGUACUGCUUCCGGGUCAGAAGGGAAAUUGGCUGUGGACCACGUGGGAGCUUCCGUGCCGCAUGUGGAAGCCGGCGCGCCAGGCACGUAAAAAAUGACUUCCCUCGCCCAGCAGCUGAAACGGCUUGCUCUGCCCCAGAAUGAUCCCAGCCUCCUGUCUCGAAGUGAAGCAGCUUCCUUGCUAUUUGAUUGCAAGGAAGCUGCCACUAUUGACCGGGACACCUUCUUCGCACUUGGUUGCACUGGUUUAGAGGAACUGACUGGGAUCGAUCCUUCCUUUGAGAUGUUUCAUUCUACUUUGUUCAGUGUUACAUCAAAAGGCUUGGAGCGGAGUGUUCAGAGUAAAGUAGUAAACCAGCAGCUGGAUGAGAAUAUUUCUUUGUUCCUGAUCCACCUGUCCCCUUACUUCAUGCUUAAACCAGCACAAAAGUGCCUUGAGUGGCUGAUUCACAGGUUUCAUAUCCAUCUCUACAACCCGGACAGUUUGAUUGGUUGUGUUUUGCCGUAUCAUGAGACUAAACUGUUUGUGCGAGUUAUCCAGCUUCUGAAAAUUACAGACCCAACUCACAGAUGGAAUUGGUUGGAUCCAAUAAGGAGACCUGGAGUCCCCCUGGCUAGAGGUACUUUAAUUACACACUGCCACAAAGACCUGGGCUUCAUGGAUUUCAUUUGCAGUCUGGUGACAAAAUCUGUAAAGGUCUUUUCAGCGUAUCCUGGUAGUUCGUCUCAGUUGAGAGUCCUGCUUACUUUUUAUGCCUCCACCAUUGUAUCUGCUCUUGGGGCUGUAGAGAAGAUUACAGACACCAUAAUCUCCAAACUGCUCCCUUAUAUCCAAAAGGGUUUGAAAUCCUGUCUAGAGGAUUACAGGGCUGCAACGUACAUGAUCAUCUGCCAGCUGGCAGUGAAAGUGACCAUGGAGACAUCUUUAGUGAGCGCCUUGACUUUACAGAUCAGCAAGUCUUUGACCAAAAUGCCUUCCCUGGCCAAGGAAGGACUAGCCUGCCUGAUUGUUCUUCUACAGAGCCAAAAGGGAGACAAUCUUGGGAAAAAGCCAUUUAAUUACUUGUGUAACCUUCAGGACCUGGUUACCUUGUUGCGUGGCAUUUCAGAAGCCUAUGACAUCACUCCACUUCUGCGUUACCUGCUGCCACAAUUAGUUAGCUCCGUUGUCCACUACAGUGAUGAAGGGGAUGAAGAAUCUGAAGAGUCGUAUAGUCAGAUAUAUGCAACACAUCUGGAAGCGAUACUUACAGGUAUUCCACUGGAAAAAGAAGUAGAUCGCCUAGUGGCCUGUAAAUUUCUUGAAGAGUUUAUUUCCUACAGUACGGAGAAUGCAUCUGAACCCACCAAGAUGGAAGUACUCAGCAAAAAGCUGCUUCCUCUAAUCAGGCUUUUUGAAAGAAAGUAUCCUAAAGCCCUAGACAUGGUGUUGGAGGAGCAUCUGAAAGAUGUUACAGAUCAGACCAAGCAAGAUCUUUUUCACCAAUUCAUCUCUCUCUCGCUGAGCGGUGGUAAAUAUGAGUUUCUAGCUGAUUCAGAUACCUCCCUGCUGCUUAGCCUGAAUCAUCCACAGCCUGCUGUCAGGGUUUUGGCUAUUCGGCAUUUGAAGGAGAUUAUUGAAAUAUCAAAGGAGGGAUUUGAUAAGUCCUUCAUAGAAGAAGCCAUUCUUGCUCGACUUAUGGAUGACAACUUGGAGGUUGUUGUGUCUGCUCUCAGUGCCCUGGAGAUUUUUAAGGGGCAGAUCAAUUCGGAAGUAACUGUUUCAAGUCUGUUGGGCCUUUUUCAAAGAGCUGAUCUUUCAAAGGAUGAGAAGUGGUACACAGUUCUGGAAGGAGCAAUAAACAUUUUAAUCAAAGAAGAAAUUCUGAAUGAGAGAGAGAAGCUGUUAAAUCAAGUAGCAGUAAAAUUGUUACCAUUUAUGGUGAUCACUAAUAAUAAUUCAAAAUCAACAGACUGGAGAAUGGCAGUUUGUCUAUCAGAAUCUGGCCUCUGCUCCCUUCAUCCAUUGUUCAGAGGCUGGUCAGAAGCUUUUGAAAAAAUAAUUAAAUCCAGUGAGCCUGCAGAGUUGGUUGGUGUGGCCACUCAGAAAAUGAUCCUGCUGUUUUCUGAUAAUAUAUCUUCAGGAGAUCCUUCCAAAAUGUUACAGAUGGUGGAGGAUUUGAUUUGUGCUGCUGAAAACGAAUCCUGUCAUGUGAAGCAGAAAGUAGCUGCUCUCAUAAUCACCUCCGUGCUUGCCCAGUGCUGCUGCAGUUCACAAAUGGAGGAAAGUUCUUUGUCAUUGGCUCUCAGAGUCUUCAGUCUUUUGCGGGGAAGAAUCAGAAAACUUGAAAGCGGGCGCUCUACAAAGAUGAUUCCUCCAGAAUGGACAGUUGAAUCAUUGCCUGGGAGUAUAUUGUCAACAGAGUUGUUGACUGAAUAUAUAGAAAAGCUCAAUAGAGGUCAGGCUGUGGAUGCAGAAGAUUCAGUUACUCUCUUGCUUCUAUUGAAAAGCUUUAUUAAUGACCUUAGGCCUCCUUUAUCCUUUUUAAAAGAAGAGAAGUGGUGGAAUCCAGAAAAUCUGAAUGAACAGAGCAGAGAUUAUUUACACCUCCUGUUGGAGCUGUUUAACCUCAUUGUCUGUAAAGCUAGUGAAGGAAGCAACUCUGUUCAGUUCAGAAUGCUGAUGAGUCUCUUAUUCAAGGUACAUUUAGAAGACUCAGAGAAGCUGUUCAGAUUCCUUUCAAUUUUAUGGACUUACAACUACAACCUUUCGAAUCAACUAAGCUACACAGUGAACGCAGUGUUACAGACUCAAGCUUUGUAUAUAGGACAUGCAGUGCUUACAUCACUGGCAGCCCAGAAGAAGAAACAGCUGGUAUCAGCUUCUUCCACAGUGGUAAUAUCUUUGCUAAUUAAUCUUGGGAGUCCUGUAAGUGAAGUUCGAAGAGCUGCUCUUAAAUGCCUCUGCUCCCUCAGUGGAAUAAAGGAGUCUCUGUUUCAUCCCAUUCUUCAUCACCUGGUCCAAAAAACCGAGGAGAUCAUAUCUGAUCCGACAUAUGUAACUCAGAGCCUAGGAGGCCUGUUUAAGGAGCUGCAGACACAAAGUGAACAAAAAUCCCAACAGAAAUUGUCAGAAGCUUUGAAACACCUACUCAAUUGUGUACAAGUCCCCACUUGUCCAUCAUAUAUUGCAAGGAGUUUGAUGAAAAUUCUUCAUGCAGUUAAUGGUGAGGUGGUUCUUUCCCAUCUGUUACCUGCAAUAGACAGGUUGCUGGAGAAAGUCCUGAAAGAUCCUGAGACAGUGUUGAAAGAUGAGGUGUUUCUUCUGCAUCUCAUCCUUGAGAAAUACAAUGAACAUUCAGCUGCCCUCUUGUGCAAGAAUCAGCAGUGUCUGGAUUUGUUCAUUAAAAGUCUUCACACUACAAAGGAGCUCUACAAAGACAUUCAAACUCUCCAGAUCACAGCACUUGGGCAGAUUACUAAGCCAUUCUUUGCUGCAGUGAAAAAUGGGAACAUGCAACAGAAGCUUCUAAAAGUAUUGUUUGAUUUACUAGUAAGCUGCAAAAACCCACUCUGUGCCCAGACCAUUAGCAGUGUUUUUAAAGGGAUUUCCGUUGAUGCUGAGCAGAUGAGUGUAGAAUUGGAGCCUCCCGAAAAAGCCAAAGUUCCGGCUACCGUUCAGCAAACAAGAAGGCAGAAAAUGCAGCAACAGAGAAAGCCUCAAGAUGGAGAAUCAGUUCAGGAAACAAGGAGCAUGAAUUGGCAGAGGAUCACACUCAUUCUGGAACUACUACAGCACAAGAAGAAGCUCAAACAUCCUCAGGCACUGGUCCCUACACUUUUUAACCUGCUAGCCAGAUGUUUGGAGCCUUCCACAGCAGAAGAAGAAAAUCUAGAGUAUACAAAGCAGCUAAUCCUUAGCUGUUUGCUAAACAUCUGUCAGAAACUAUCCCCAGAUGGCAGCAGGAUCCAGUCAGAUAUUCUUGAUAAAGAAAAAUUCAAUGUGGAGCUGAUAGUUCAGUGCAUCAGGGUAUCGGAAAUGCCUCAGACGCAUCAUCAUGCACUGCUACUGCUUGGAGCUGUAGCUGGCAUGUUUCCAGAUAAAGUUCUCCACAACAUCAUGCCCAUUUUUACUUUCAUGGGGGCAAAUGUCAUGCGUCUAGAUGAUACUUACAGUUUCCAAGUAAUUAGUAAAACAGUGAAAAUGGUUAUUCCUGCUGUCAUACAGGCUGAUGAUGGUGACUCUCCAGAGACCUCGAGGGGUGUGGAGGAGGUAGUAAUUAAAGUAAUACGUGUGUUUGUGGAUGCCUUGCCUCAUGUACCUGAACACAGACGCCUGCCCAUCCUGGCACAGCUGGUUGAUACGUUGGGAGGGGAUCGAUUCCUCUGGGUUCUUCUGGUGCUACUGUUUGAACAACAUGUGACCAAAACAGUGACUGCAGCCAACAGUGGAGAAAAGGAUACUGUUCUGGAGACGGAUGUCGAAUUUUGGAUCGCCAUCUAUUGCGAAUUUAAUGUACAGUGUCAGUUCAAGAGCUUGAUGAAAAUAAUCCAGUAUUUAACAAAACUCCCAGAGAAUAAAGAAGAUGAUCCUGGACCAAAAAAACCAAGAACACGUAAGACAAAAGUGCAGGAUCAAGAAGGGCAACUUUUCAAUGUGGAGUCCCACUCAGACAAGCAACUGCGACAUUUUAAAUUUCUGUCUGUCUCCUUCACGGCACAGCUGUUGGCUUCUGAGAGAUUUGUGAAAAAGAUAGUUGAAUGCGGUGAAGCUGAAGAAAUCCAGGAGUUGGAGCAGAGCUUAUUAGAAGAAGUUCUUUGCUACAUAAAUUUUGUGGCACGUUCAGUGGAAGAAAAUGCAGACAAACCAACAGCAAAGUUUUGGCGAGUUCUGCUCAAUAAAUCCUAUGAUAUGCUGGAUAAAGUCAAUGCCUUAAUGCCAACAGAGACCUUUAUUCCUGUGAUUAGAGGACUGAUGACCAACCAGCUGCCUUCUGUGAGACGUAAAGCAAUGGAUCUCUUGAACAAUAAGUUGCAGCAGCGCACACGUUGGCAGAAGAGCCAAAUUCAGCAGCUCUUAGACCUAGUUCCAGAGCUCAUGGCUAUUGUACAGCAUAAAAUAACUGAAGAGGAGGAAGAGCAAGCCAUCAAUAGGCAGACUGCUUUGUUCAGCAUCAAACUGUUGUGCAAAUGUUUUGGUACAGAGAAUCCAGAGCCAUUUUUGCCUGUGCUGAAAGCUACAAUUGAUCUGAUUUCUUUAGAAAAGAAGGAAGAAAGAAACGUGACAGGAAGUGCUUUGCUCUGCAUAGCUGAGGUCACUUGUACGUUGAAAGCCCUUACAAUACCUCAGCUUCCAAGGCUGAUGCCAGCAUUGCUGAAGACACUAAAACACAAAAAGGAGCUGGUCUCCAAUGAGAUUUACUUGCUUAGUGCAGUGACUGCCCUGCUGAAGGUUGUGGAAACAUUACCACAUUUCCUUAGCCCAUACCUUUUGGAUUCCUUGCUACAGAUUAUUCGCUUGGAAAGGAUUGCAGUAGACAUGGGUCCUUCAUCCCAGAUUUAUCUUCGUGUAAUGUCACUGAAAACGAUGGUCGCCACACAGCUUGCUCCCCGAGUUCUCUUGCCAGCAAUAACCAAGAGCUAUAGUGAACUUGCAAAUUCCUGGAAGAAGUGUCUGGGUCCUCUUAUGGACAUUUUGAAGGAACAUAUUGUAGUUAUGGACAAAGACCAGCUUACCUCCCAUCAAUCUGAGCUGACAACAUUUUUCAUUAGAGCUUUGGAUUUCAGAACAGAACACUCACAGGACAAUCUGGAGGAUGUUGGUAGGACAGAGACUCAUAUUAUAAACUGUCUGAUUAGCAUGGUUAUGAAGCUUUCUGAGAUUUCUUUCAGACCCCUCUUCUUCAAGCUGUUUGAUUGGUCCAAGACAGAGGGCGCCUCAAAGGACAGACUGCUGACAUUCUUUCGGUUAGCAGACAGCAUCGCAGACAAGCUCAAGGGGCUUUUUAGCCUGUUCGCAGGUCAUUUGGUGAAGCCUUUUGCUGACACGCUGAACCAAGCCAAUGCAUCUAAAACUGAUGAAGCUUUCUUUGAUGCAGAGAACAGCACUGAGAAGAGCUGCUUACUGCUGCAGUUCAUCUUGAACUGUUUGUACAAAAUCUUCCUCUUUGACACCCAGCAUUUUGUGAGCAAGGAGAGAGCGGAAACCUUGAUGACGCCGCUAGUUGACCAGCUAGAAAACAUGCUUGGAGGAGAAGAGAAGUUCCAGGAAAGAGUGACAGCCCACCUGAUACCUUGUAUAGCUCAGUUUUCAGUUGCAAUGGCAGAUGAUUCUCUCUGGAAACCAUUGAACUACCAGAUUCUGUUGAAGAUGAGACACACGUCACCUAAGGUUCGCUUUGCUGCUCUGCUUGCUUUGUUAGAACUUGCAGGAAAACUGAAGGAGAACUUCAUGGUGCUGUUACCAGAAUCCAUUCCAUUCUUGGCUGAGCUAAUGGAAGAUGAAUGUGAAGAAGUAGAACACCAGUGCCAGAAGACAGUUCAGCAACUAGAAGUCAUUUUGGGAGAACCACUCCAGAGCUACUUCUAAGAAACAGCUGUCUUUGUUUUGUAGUUAUGUAAUCUAAAGAGCGACAGUUAUAACUGACUUGUUCAUCUGUGCAAGUAUACUACCACAGUAACUUCCUAAUAAUGUCUUUGCAUUGGAGAAUAUGGAUUUGUUGUAUUACAGCUAAGAUUCUGUACACUGUUCAGGGUUAUUACAUUUCCACAGCUAUUAAAAGAGAGCUGUCAUACUAAUAA
Molecule: messenger RNA, 6782 nt
Organism: Alligator mississippiensis (American alligator)
Lineage: Eukaryota; Metazoa; Chordata; Crocodylia; Alligatoridae
Gene: HEATR1
Product: HEAT repeat containing 1
Exons: 45
Coding region: 97-6570 (2157 amino acids)
Biological process (GO): positive regulation of transcription by RNA polymerase I; maturation of SSU-rRNA from tricistronic rRNA transcript (SSU-rRNA, 5.8S rRNA, LSU-rRNA)
Cellular component (GO): t-UTP complex; 90S preribosome; small-subunit processome
Molecular function (GO): snoRNA binding
Source: RefSeq, a predicted model, not a curated record